AUUUCGCGACAGCUCUGCCGCUACCGAAGGCAACAUGGCAGCUCCUGAAGGGAAGAAGCGUGGUCUUGAACAUUUAGAUGAAUAUGAACCAAAAGCCGCUAAACACCUUCGCAGCCUGCAUGACCGUAUGGCAGAGAGGAGACUGGUUGUUAUUCUCGAGGGAGCCUCAUUAGAAACAGUGAAGGUAAAUCAUCAGAGAUGUGUUUCUGUAUUGUUUUGAUAAAGCUACAACCUGCUGCUGUAAUGGAUGUGACUUCAGUACAUAGACUUUCAAAUGAUGGCAGUUUAAGUGGAUACAAAGUUAACGAGUUUAUAUUGUGUGUGAUUUUGUUUUUCUCAGGUUGGAAAAACCUUUGAGCUUCUAAACUGUGACCAACACAAAAAUAUAAUUGUCAAAAGUGGAAGAAAUCCCGGAAACAUAAGACCUGAUAUCACUCAUCAGGUAAGCUUUUAUGUCAGAUUAAAUGUUGUGCUGAAUUCAUGAGGUAUACAUGUAUUCAAAAUUUAAUCUGAAUAACAUAUUUGAACAGUUUCUUAAUCAUUUGUACCUCAUACAUAUGAUUUUAUCUCUCUCUCUUUUACCUCUUAUUUCUGCUUUACUGUCUUUUAGCUUUUGUUAUACUUGUACUCUUUUCUUAAUUAACCUUUCAGGCCUUUUAUUGUUUUAUCUCUUGCUCAUUUCUGUUCCUCUAUUUCAUCAUUACUAUUAUUAUCAGUUUUACCUGUUAUUAUGUUAUUAUCAUUAUUGAUACUGCCUUUUAUAUUUACUAUCCUGUUUUCGUUUUCGACCCCCUUGUAAUUGCAUUUUCUUUUUUCCAAACUAUUUUAUGUUUUUAUUUUGGUCCUCAUGGUCUCAUUUUAGCUUGGUUCUUGUAUUGUCUGGGUUCCUUAUGACAUGAAAAUGACCUUCAAUUCUGUUUUAACUGAGCUUUUUGUUUUUAUCUAUCUUUUUCCAUCUGCUCUAUGACUAUAGUUUUUAAAAGUUCUAUACAACUGAAGUUAUUAUUAUGUGUCAAGGAAUAAACCAUAAACAGUUGUGCAUGUGUCUUGAAUAUUUGAUAUUGAUUUAUCUUCUUUGACAUGGUACAAUUUUUUUAUGCUGCAAAGUUAAAUAUAUGCCUGUUUCAAACAUGUGUUAUUUCCUUUCACCAGUGCCUGCUCAUGUUGAUGGACAGUCCACUGAACAGGGCAGGUUUAUUGCAGGUUUACAUCCACACAGAAAAAAAUGCCUUGAUCGAGAUAAACCCACAGACCCGCAUCCCAAGAACCUUCAAUCGCUUCUGUGGGCUUAUGGGUAAACCACCAAUGUUUAUCUUCCAUGUGCCAACAUGGCAUUCAUGUUGUAUAAUAAGAAAAGUGAAAAGCAGUCAAUCCUACAAACACGAUCUCUUUUUACUUCCUAUCUCAGUUCAACUGCUGCAUAAGCUGAGUGUUAGGGCAGCUGACGGCCCUCAAAAACUUCUGAGGAUGAUUAAGAAUCCAGUGUCUGACCAUCUGCCCCCUGGCUGCCCUCGUAUUUCUACCUCCUUCUCUGCUGGAGAGGCUGUCUGUCCUCGGACUGUAGUGCCAGAGGGACCAGCUGCUGUGGUGAUUGGAGCAUUUGCGCACGGAGCGGUGAGAAAAAGUUCUGUAUUCUGGACGAUUUAAUCAUGCAACCAUCCAGUCUGUAUCUGUUUUACUGAUACCUUUUUUCUUUAUUAGGUUAAUGUGGACUACACAGAGAAGACUGUAUCUAUCAGUAACUACCCCCUCUCUGCGGCACUGACCUGUGCCAAGAUGUGCUCAGCCUUUGAGGAAGUGUGGGGUGUCCUGUGACAGAUCGUGAACUAUUAAUGUUGACUGGAAAGAGAGGAACAUGGACUUUCUUAAAUGGAAUAGAAAUGGAUAUGAUGGAAAGAUUUGGCCAAAUAUCCAUUUUGCUGCACGGACUACAAACAUAUAUCUUAUUACAAACUCUUUGUGUAUACUGAUGUUGUCUGUAUAAACACUUUUCUAUACCCUUCUCCUUUGUCAUAUUGUAAAGUGUGGUUAUUUUUUGUAAUGAUCUCAAUCAGUCCAAUAAUUGAAUUUUGGAUUAUCAUUUAAUACAAUUAAAGUUAGAGAAAUAAAAAAUCAGUUGUUUUGUUUUAUAUAAAUUAGGACAAAAGGUCAUUAUUUACAAAGUUGACUGAUACUUUUAUAAGAUAAUAGAAGACAUACAUUUCUCAAGAAAACUGAACUGUAAAAAGAAGAUUAACUUUCAAUAAGGUCCAUACACCAAAGGAAAUGUACAACUUUGGAUUGCUGGUGAGGGAGGAGUUUAUUGAUGUGCUACAUGAACUUCUCAAAAUGCUUGUCCUAGUGGUAGCAAGGUCAUCUCCCUGCGACCUUGUGUUUAUGGACCAUUCGUUUUAGUGGUUGUCUUGCUGUCGGAGAAAUAGAUCAAGACCAAGUCCAGGUUCUUGCAGAUUUCCCCCGAGUCCUUUUAGUCUUCCUUUGUGCCUUCUGACCUUGUGCCACUCUGGUCGUUGCAGAUCUGCGAUUCUGCCCUGCUGGUUUUGGCGUUCUUCUUGCUCUGCGUGUCUUCCUUCUUGCUCUGCGUGUCUUCCUUCUUGCUCUGCGUGUCUUCCUUCUUGGUCUGGGUGAUUUGGCCGCUGGUUCAUAAGUCCUGCCUCUUGGUUUGAUCUUUUUUUUUGGUUUGAAGGAUUUGCCUCUGUUUUUGACGGACCCCCCGCCUGGUCUCUGUGGCUUUCCAUUGCCUUUGGGGAAUUUUUUCGCUCUUUUCUUCUGAAAAAAUAAUUAAUUGAAAAUUAAUUUUGUAAAGUGUUUACAGGACAAAGGUUCAAAGCAGUCUGUAACAUUAAUCUCUCGAAGGGGUGUUUAACUUGGUGUUACGGUGUGUUUGACCGUAACUUAAAUUUACGCUGGAAUAUCCCUUUGAGUAAACAAAGCAUUACAAGUUAGACUACAGCUGCUUUGAAAGGGUCAAAACAUUUUAGUUCUAAAAAACAGUAAACCUGAUCAAUCUUGACACAGCAGCAACUUUUUGCCCUUCUGUUUGUAAUUCAGUACUGUUGUCCUUCCAACAGAGUCAAACUUUAAAGUAAAGCAUGUUACAGAAAAUAAAUUUUUACCUGCUUCAA
Molecule: messenger RNA, 3122 nt
Organism: Xyrichtys novacula (pearly razorfish)
Lineage: Eukaryota; Metazoa; Chordata; Actinopteri; Labriformes; Labridae
Source: the annotation of a GenBank genome assembly